AUGCGCCUGUGGGCACGGGGCGUGGCAAGCGCGCCGCCGAGGCAAAGGAAGCCGCUAGGCCAGCUGCCACCAAGCACAAAAGGCUGGGGCCGGCCCGGCCGCGUGCUGCAUGCGCUGCAGCCGGUUCCAGCGGUGGCUGCCUCUUUCUUUUUUUCUUUCUUGCGCGUGCGCGCCGGGGCCGGCCCGGCCGUAGAGGCCAAACAACAGCGGGCUGAGGGGACACCCUUGCUCACUCCCAUGGUGCACGGUGUCAUUGAGGUCAACAUCUCUAUAGACUCGCGCGCUGUCACCGGCGUACAUGGUCUGGAGGCAGUGUAG
Messenger RNA from Coccomyxa subellipsoidea C-169, 318 nucleotides. RefSeq lists its product as hypothetical. NCBI's taxonomy places the organism in Eukaryota, Viridiplantae, Chlorophyta, Trebouxiophyceae, Coccomyxaceae. The transcript is spliced from 3 exons. The record is from RefSeq and is a predicted model, not a curated record. The coding region runs from base 1 to 318 and encodes 105 amino acids.